Messenger RNA from Centrocercus urophasianus (Greater sage-grouse), 9136 nucleotides. It is a transcript of the gene SGCD, whose product is annotated as sarcoglycan delta. Gene Ontology annotation, biological process: cardiac muscle tissue development; heart contraction. The record is from RefSeq and is a predicted model, not a curated record. The transcript has 9 exons. Bases 195 to 1073 code for a protein of 292 amino acids. Gene Ontology annotation, cellular component: sarcoglycan complex; sarcolemma. Lineage: Eukaryota; Metazoa; Chordata; Aves; Galliformes; Phasianidae.
GAGGACUUGGAUACAGAGAGCAUCUUUCACAGCUGAGGCUCUGACGUACUGGAGGACACUGCAUCUGCCUCAGUGACAAGGAGAGGGGUGAGCUGGACCCUCUGGAGAGCUGAGAAAGAAAUUGCAUUUGGUGGUCACCUGAGGAACUUAGCUUCAUGCCAGCGCUGCUCUGAAAUGAGUUGAGUCCAACAUUCAUGUCUGGUAAGAUGCCUCAGGAGCAAUACGCGCACAGGAGCACCAUGCAGACCUCGGAAGGGCCCCAAGUAUACAAAGUCGGGAUUUAUGGCUGGAGGAAGAGAUGCCUCUAUUUCUUUGUGCUGCUCCUAAUGAUCUUAAUCCUGGUGAACCUUGCUAUGACCAUCUGGAUUCUGAAGGUCAUGAACUUCACAAUUGAUGGAAUGGGGAACCUGAGAAUCACAGAUAAGGGUCUGAAGCUGGAAGGAGAUUCAGAAUUCUUGAAACCUCUCUACGCCAAAGAAAUCCGGUCAAGACCAGGCAACCCACUAUACUUCCAGUCUGCCAGAAAUGUUACAGUGAACAUCCUCAAUGAGAAGACAAAAGUCCUCACUCGCCUAGUAACAGGUCCCCAAGCAGUGGAAGCACACAGCCAAAAAUUUGAGGUGAAAACCCUCUCUGGAAAAUUGCUGUUUUCUGCAGAUGACAACGAAGUGGUAGUUGGAGCAGAGAGAUUGAGAGUUUUAGGAGCAGAAGGCACAGUGUUCCCUAAAUCUAUAGAAACUCCCAAUGUCAGGGCAGACCCCUUCAAGGAACUAAGACUGGAGUCACCCACACGCGCACUGGUGAUGGAGGCUCCAAAGGGCAUCGAGAUCAACGCUGAGGCCGGCAGCUUGAAAGCCACGUGCAGGACAGAGCUCAGGCUGGAAUCCAAAGAUGGAGAGAUAACAUUGAAUUCUGCAAAAAUCAAACUACCUAACUUGCCUCAAGGAUCUUCCUCUUCUGCAGGGUCCAGGCAAAAAAUCUACGAGCUCUGUGUGUGCCCCAAUGGGAGGUUAUUUCUGUCUCAGGCAGGCACUAGUUCCACCUGCCAGAUAAAUACAAGCGUCUGCCUUUGAGAGACAAUUUGCAGUGGGGCAUCGCAGGCAGCACAAAAGCCAAUUCUGGUCUCCUAGGUUGCAGCUGCCAACUAUUUUUACUAGAACACAGAAAGCCUAUCAAAGACUUUUUUUGUGUGCGCGCGUGUGUGUGAAUAUAUAUAUAAAAAAAUAUAUAUAUAUAAAAUUAUAUAUAUCCUCUGUGUAAAAUGAUGUUUCAGUACAAGGAAUCCCAGGGUGACCCUGUUACAUUUGUGUAGCAUUUCUCUUUCCCACACCAAAAUUUACUGGUACAAUCUACUGAAUUGGGCUUCAUGCUCCCCUGGACCCUUCUGUAAUAGUACAGUCUAAUGAUCACCCCUUGUUUUUGACCAUGUUCUAAGAGUAGUGGGAUUGCUGAGCCCGGAACCAAUGUAGACCCACCAACAUACUAAAAGAAGAGUAGCAUCUCUGAUUAUUUUUGCACCACUAUACCAGUGGCAUGAGGAAAACAGAACAGCCAGAUGUGCUCUACUGCUUGCCUAGAGUGAUCCAAGACACUUGGGGUUAAACUGCACUCUUUAAUUUUCACCUUCUCAGCUCCAUGGCUCCAUGCUGGGAGAGAUGGGUUGCACUUUGCCAAUAGAGAAGUCCUAAUCUUGCUGAAUUACUUUCUCAAGGACUCUGAUUCUUGCCUGUACCUCUAAUGAAUGCCUUGUGCUAUUCAAAUGUCACACUCAGCUCUAACCCCAACCUGAAGUCAUCUCUGGGCUAACAAAAUUAGCACUGUAUUUGUUCUUGAUAGGAAAAAAAGUUAUGAAAAUUGGACUAGAAGAGAAAAAUCUUGAACCAGUUUAAUUAACAGGUGUCCUGGAUUACCCUAUGCAACCUCUAUUACCACCUUUAAUUUUGAAGUGAUCUAACAUACCUGAGAAGGUGUAAGAUUUGGAACUUACCCACCAACACCUAUAGAAACAAAGAAAAUCACCUGUUGAAUUUCUGUGUUUCUAUGGGUUUAUCUGGAUUUGAUGUAUAAUAUCUAUGCUAUGUUAGAAUUUUUGUCCUCUUUCUAUUCGGGAGACACAGUCCAAGAUCACAUACAUUUUGUGGAGGUUGCAAAAGUCAGAGAUGCUGACAAUGAAAUAGAUAUUUUUUUAAGACUCUAGAAAGAUUCUGACAAAUUCAGAUUACUGUGAAGUGAAGGCUUUGGAUGCUGGUUCCUCUAGAAUUCCAGCCCCAGAAUCUCUGUGGUCAGAUCUCUUCACGGGUGUGUUUUUCUUACUGAAGUCAAGGAGUUACUUGAAGGCAGGAUAAACCAUAAAUCUGAUCUGGUGACGUUACCAGUGAUUAACUUUUGAGGAAAAAAAAAAAAACUGAAAUGAGUCCAGAUCUUUUAAUUUUGACCCAUAACUGCAUCCACAUGCAUGUAAAAACCGUUUAGAAACCAAUGUACUAAUAGUGCAAAAGGGUUCAAGUCACAGUAAAUCUCAUGAGGACAGCAAGGUUUCUACACCACUGAGAUGCUACUGAAAAUAUUGCCUCAUGUGCAAACAUGGCAGAUCUGUGCCCAUUCCUAGCAGUAUCUGAGCAAAGCUGGUAUUCUUCAAGCAAUUUUCAAGAUACAAUGUCACUGAUGGUAAUUUGUAGAAAUAAUUUAGCCCUUUCCUUUGGAACAUAUUUCCGCAUGUUUUCAUGUGGUCUGAAAAGUACCAGGGUUUGAUGUUCUUAAAUGAUUGAUUCUAGCCUGAUCCCAAACUGGCUGGACUCAAUGGGAAGAUAUCCAUGGCAUUUUGAUUGGAUGUUGCUUCCCAACAAAGCAACGCUCCCAUAAAAUUUAUUUCUGAAAGAGGAUUGAGUUAUCUACAUAUAUAUCUCUGAUGCUUUCAGAUUAAUGAACAAAUUCAAAUUAUUUGUUAAUGAAUUAUUCCUGUAAUUAUUAUCUUGAGUCAAUGUUCGAAUGCAAAGGGUCACCCAGGAUAACAAUUGUAUUGGGACACAGGACUAUACCAUCUCUGUUCAAAGAGGGGAAUUGUGCCUAUGCCUUAAGUCAAUGCACUCAGCAAGGAGAAGCACAUCAUAUUUAUCUUGUUAUAAAAACUAGUUUAUUUGGGGGGAGGGACAGGAGGGUGUCUUGGGAAAUGGUUGUGCAACUUAAAACAGAUAUUAAUGAAAUGUAUUAAGACUGUAGGGGCACCGAGAGUGACAACUGUUGUUUUUUUUACCACGUUAAAUAUAGCAAAAUACUGUGUAUGUUACCUCUGGGAUCACAAGUGAAGUCCCAUUCAUAGUCCUACAUUUUCUAUAGAUUUUUUUCCCUGUUUCAUUUAAUACUGGUCACACAGGCAUUGUAUCAAGCAUGGCCCAAUUCAUAAACAAAUCCCAUGUUUGCAAGCACGAGUGGUUGUGAAGAUGCAUGCUGCAGGAGGUACAUCAUGUACAGAAAACAAGUUGGGUUAACUUUUCCUUCCCUGAAGGUACCAGUGCCAGUUGGUAGCAUGGGGCUGAGCACAAGGAGUGGCCCAGGGGGGAUACUGUGUCCAAAUCCUUUACUCUGACCCCCAGUGCCCGGUGGUCAGUCCUCAUCCCAAAUACCCUUGGGCUGCUCUGCAGCAAUUUCACUUUGAUCUGAUGGUCUUUUCCAUUGCGGUCUUGGAUGAGAUGAGCACCCUCAUAACUUGGGAAGACCAUAAGAUUGCUUAAGAACGUUAAUUCUGGUAUGACUGUCUGCAGGGGAGCUGUUAGAGAACAGCCUUACACCUCUGUGCCACUACUGUUUUCUGCAGAAAGUGAACAAUGGGUACCUUAAUUAUGCCUAGGUAAAGGAGUUCAAUAUAUUCUACCAUUUUGUCUCCAUUUUUAAAAGUGUAGAAUGAUUUUCUCUGUGCAUGGAGACUGAACCCAUGCAGAGACUUGAAAAACAUUUGACCCUCACUUCAGUUUUAAGACCACAGUUCAGAUGAUGCUGCUUGAUCUUGAGUUGGCCAUGUGAGUAAUCCUCUGCUGUUCAGUGAGUGGCAAACCAAGGCAAGCAGGUUUGCAUCUAUGAGAGUCCAGGGGAAAGAUUGCAUUUUUGUUUAAAAAGCAGCAUGCAGUCACAUCCAGCCACCUCACAGUUCAUAGUUUGUUCUCUGGGGACAGUUGUGGUGUGACUAACUCACCUGCUGGGAGAGGCAGAUGAUUAAGGUUCGGUUUUCCUCCUGCCUUGUUCAGAAACCACUCACAAUUGCUUUACCUGUAUGGGUUGGUUUUCCCUGAGUGCAAAGUAAGUCACAACAUCCCUGUACAUACACUCUACCUGCUGUUGAUAAAUGCCAAAAACAAUUAAGGGUUUGUGUAUUUCUUUAUGAAUUGGGCCUGCAGUUUAGUUCAAUUGAGCAUUUGCUAUGAGGGGAGAUGGCAUUUAUCUCAAAUCAGAGUUUAGUUUUACCUCUCAACUAAGGCAAGGCAGGGGUGGGUGGUGAAUUUGUUCAUGCUGAGCCCAAUGGAAGAGAUGCCAAUGUCUUCGUGGCCUGAGCUAAGGCAGGAGCCUGAUGGGUGAGAAUUCAGGGCACUAAUGCCAGAGGAAACAGUGCCAGCAGCUGUGGUGGCUGUGGAGCUGAACUGACUGCACCGUGUGGGGUCCUGCAUUGCAGCUAUGUGCAUUGCAAACAUUGAAAUGCUAAUCAAGAGACUGUGAUACUAGUGUCAAUGUCCCUUAGGCAACCAGAUAAAGAUAAAUGCUUUUAUGUGUUGUAGCUCUUAACUUUACAGGGUUUUGGGACCUUGUUAAAUUUGCUUUCAAUGCCACACUUCAGUACUGACUGUCAGUGUUUAGCUGUACACCAGUACCUUAUGCAUAUGUCAUGUAUGACCCUUCUGCUGUAAAGAGUUGGGAGGGCGGGUGUGAAGUAAAAAGAUUUUGCCAUUAGCAAAAUCAGAGAUCCUAAUACCAAUGGUACAACCACAUGUGUUCUCCACGUACCUUUGCUUUGGUUGACUUUUAAACUUUUUUGAAGUGUGUUACCUGGUAGUCAGUGAAAUGGGUGGCUGUAGAGUACAAAGAUAUGUAAAAAUGAAAGAAAGUCAUUGAAAAGGGGAGGCCAGUAACUGUGAAAAUAGGUGUGUGACCUCUGUAGGUAUACAUGUUUAGAAAAUGAAGUGAUGUGUAUUUGUUUCUCUCAGUCACAUGCGGUCAAACACCUGGAUUUUAAGAGUUUGUUGGUUUUUUUUUCCCCUCAUUUAAUCACAAGUAUCACAAUGCACAAAGAAAAAAGCUUAAGGCAUUCACCUAGCAGUCCUACCUGCAGUACAGCAAAACAAUAUCUGAAUCAAGAACCCCCCCCUCUAGAAACUACUUGAAGGCUGAGCAGAGAUUCCUAUGGAAACCUGUGAAUAAUCUGGUCAGUUUGCAUCAUACCUAGUUUGCAGUGACAGGUGGUCUUGGAAGAGAUUAACUUUUGUUGUCAUAGCAUACAUGCACAAACACAUAUAUACAUGGUUAGCUGCAUUUGUUUACAACAAAAGACAUAUUUUCUUUAUUUGCAGUUAUGGCUUUAAGUUUCACAUUGCAAAAGACAAUGAGAAAAGACCAAAGAUUACAGAAAUUAAUCCUUUCUCUGGUUGCCCUCACACCUGAAAUGCAUUAACUUUAAUGGUGCUUUUUGGAACUGGGCAGGAAAAACACAGGUUUAUCACAUAGAUGCAUGUGAGAGCAUACAGCAGCAGGAAGCCUUUAAUUUCCUUCAUGGAGAGGAGUGAAAAUAACCUGGAAUUCUUUAGGUGUGUACAGAAGGUAAGGUUACCUGGAAAGAGAAACGUGAGAAAAUAACCUAAACGUUAAGAGAGAUCAUCCUGGGCUGAAGGUGUAACUCAACUGAGGAAAUGUUGGUUGCUGGCUGUGCACUCGAGCAUCAGCAGAUGAGGAUGCUGGUAGGACACACCAAUAUACAACCAACAAUAGCACCAAUAGCACCAACAAUAGCAGGAUGCUCCCGUGAAAACAUCCAGAUCUUCAGUCCUUGGAAUUCACAGUCACCCUGCUCAGUGAAGAAGAGAAACUGUGCUGAAAUAAUUUUAUUAUAAAGAGCAUGCCAUAAAACCAAGAAAAUCUGGGGCUGUUCUGUUUGGCUGAUGGGUUUUUUUGUCUUUCUUUGUUGUUGUUUUUUUUAAUGUCUGGCAUUUUAAAUUUGCAAAUGUCAUCAUCCAGAACUCACCUGAACAAAUGCAGGGAGCGCUCCUGUCAAGCUCUGGCAAUCAGGAAUUGGUGCUCCUCAAAUGAACACAGCAGCGCCUUCAUUCCCAUUGCCCUUCUUGUUGAGGAAUGCAAUCACUGUAACAUUUCCAUUUUCCCCAUUGUAAGCUUUUUCAUCAGCUCUGAAAUUGCUGUGUAAUAUUUCAGUGGCAGUAUUUCUGCAUUAGGGUGGCCUGCAGCCCCCAGUGCCACCUCACACCUCCAAAUACCCAAAUCAACAAGCAUGGGGCAGCAGCACUAAGGUGAAAUUUAGGCCUUUUAGGUAAAUUCUGCGCAACAGCUGCAGUGUUUUCACAGCUGAUGCAGCCAAGUCUACAGCUGUGGCUGAAGCAGAGCUGAACACUGAUGUGGCUCUGAUGAGAUUAUUCAGAAGGAGAAGAGUGCAUUAUGGAAGGUGGACAGGAGGGAGAGGGAAGAAAUGGCUAGAGACAUCACCUUAAUCAUGGUAAUGCAGCAAACUUCUUUGUCUGUUUACACUGUUAUACAUUAAAUUAAUAACAUCCAUUUCACUAAAUAUGGUAGCAGUUAUGUUUGAUCUUCCCUGGUGCACAGUGGAAUUACUUCAAUGGAAGCACUUACAGCUUGGGCUGCUUGAGAUGGCCAAGGUGUUGUUUCCAUCCACAAUAACCACAAUGGCUUGGGGCUCGGAUGGAAAUUAUAGUGAGUGGCUUGCGUUUAGAAAGCUUUUAAAUUUACUGUGCUUGAGAAGCACAUGGUUAUGCACAGAGAGCCCCAAGGCUUUAUCAUUUAAAACUCUCUUGUCCUGCCACCUGAAUUGCGUCGUGUCCACAUGUAAAGGGACGCACUUCUUUAUACAGGAAAAGAUGGAUAUUUUAAACUGUGGGAUUUAUAUCCUGAGCAACGAAGAAAGUGUGAUCAUAGUGAAUUGCUGAGAUUUCCCAUCCAAGUCACAUUAAAUCAGAGAUGCAAGUAAGUCAGUCCCUUAACUUGCUGAUUUGCUAAAGAUGUUAAUUUCUGCAGGAAAGUCAGCCCUGGUGUCACGUCCAGGAAAAGCCUCACCUCGGUGCAGCUCAUUGCCAUGCCACAGCUGGAUCUGGAGGCUGGGUGGGUGGCAGUGGGCUCCUGGCUCAGGGGGCAGCCAGAUUUCCUUUGAGGCCACCAUCUCCAUGGACAGAGUGAGUGUUUGUUUGGUUUAACUAGUGUUAAAAAGUAGGAAGGAUGUCUCCACUGUGGAGCAAUACACAGUUGUGUAUAUCUGUCAUUCAGUUGGCCUGAGCUUUCUGACAGUAAAUGUCAGAAAGAAAUUUGUGCAAAACCCUUAGGUUUAUUUUUCUCUCUGUUCCCAAAUGUUUUGAGUAACAACGUGUGACCUUAGUAAAAAGGUCUUUGUUUUCUCAGAUUAAAAAAGACACUGCCAACCUUUCACCAGGUCCAGCCCAAAUUGAACCUCACCCUUUCUAACAGCUCUACCAUGGGCAGGAAUAGGCCCACUGCAAAGAACAGUUUGUGUGCAUCUCUGCAUGGAGCAAGAAUUUGAAGUUGCAUUGUACUUUCACAUUAUCCCCCGUCAGAAAGGCUUAACUGCUGAUAGGAGAUAAAGCUUCCUGAAGCCUCAUACAGAUCAGUGCAUCAUCCCUUUCUAAAGCAAUGCAGCUUCUUUCUUGUUUCAAAGAUUUCCUCAUAACAGAGUCCUUGAAACAUCGUCAGGCAGGCUCGCGCUGUGGAGCAGAAGAAUAAUUAAUUGUGGGUGGCUCUAUUUCUAUUGAAGGCUGGAUUAUAGUUGAAAGAAUGUUGCUGUCAUUUCUCCCACUCUGAGCUGCAAGCACCACACACACCCCAGCACUCUGACUGCAUUCCUUGCAGGGUUGUUCUAUGUACCCAGGGAGGAAGAGCCUGCUGCUUUGGGCCUCACCUGGGUCUUCCUAGCCUCAUGCACUUACUGUCAGUGCUGUUCUUGAUGUACCAGAUAGCAAAACACAGCAGCAGUGCUAAUGAUUUUAAAGGUGAUGUGUGGCUGCAGUCAUGGUGGUGGUUAUUGGUUGCUGCACUAGGAAUUCUUCGUUCACUCCAAAGGCAGCAGCUGCACUGAGGCCAGGCGGGCACUGGAGCUCUGCUGUUCCCAUGAACUGGGUUGGGUCUGCGCUGUCUGCAAGAUUUCCUUUCUGGGGUUUUCAGAGUUAGGAGUAACAAAGCCUGACCUUCUGAAAGCAGAACUGAGCACUCAUCACUCCUUACAUUUAUGGAAGAAGGGCUCCAUGAUAACAUUCCCACCCAGAUUUCUCCCUAGAUCAGAGCUAUUCCUGAGCCAUGAGCCAGAACUUGUUCUGGAUCUGCACUGUGCAGUACUUUGGGUGCAGGGAAGGGGUUGACCUGCUGGAUCUGACUCAGAUCCAUUCUAUUUCAUUUUAUUUUUUGCCUGCCCCUUAUUUACUUUCUUUGUACAUGAACACUAAUAGAGUUGUUGAUGGUAACCCAACAAAUCCAAACUCCACAUAAUUAAACCCAACAGCAAAACCCCAUUCAACCACAGCAGCAACAUAAAGGCACGACCCCUGUGAUAAUGGCAGUUCUCAUCUGUGAUGGUUAAAUACCUUGUCUGACCUCUACUCUGAUAACCACCAAUGAUCUUGAUAUUGUAAACAGGACAAACAAAUUCUAAAGUCUUAUCACAGUUCUCAUUAGGAAAUUCAGAUUGGUUUGGCUUUUUUCUUUUUAAUUUAUGUAUGUGUGUGGUUGUGUGGGAAAAUAUAAAGCUUUUUUGUAUCAAAUAACAUCAAUCCUUGCACACUCUAUGCAAAAUUUUGUAAGCAUUGCAAUAAUGCUAUGAAUUACACAAGGAACUAUUUUAACUUUAUUACACUUUCUGUAUAAAAAAAAAAACAUUUGUAUUUAAAUGAUUUCAACUGCAAUCUUG